Messenger RNA from Leptopilina boulardi, 1769 nucleotides. Its product is annotated as nucleoside-triphosphatase THEP1. The transcript has 5 exons. The coding region runs from base 493 to 1101 and encodes 202 amino acids. NCBI's taxonomy places the organism in Eukaryota, Metazoa, Arthropoda, Insecta, Hymenoptera, Figitidae. The record is from RefSeq and is a predicted model, not a curated record. Gene Ontology annotation, molecular function: ATP hydrolysis activity.
UUCUUAUAAUAUACAUAUAUAUUAAUGUAGCAUUAUUAUAUUGUUUAUACACUUCAACAAAAUUUCAUCGCACUAUAUCAUUUAAAUUAUAUUCCAGUAACCAAACAAUAUUUAAUUUUCAAUAAUUUGCAAAUAAUUGUGCAAUUCAAACAAAAUGACGGAAUACACAUAUAUACACACAUACACAAUAAAAAGAAAGAAAAAAAAGGUAUCCACACACAGGAAUAUCCUUUCUUCGAAAUCAGCUGAUCUGGAUUUGUUUUCAGUAACACUUCACUUUACACACUUCAAGUUUGUGAAUAAUUUUGUGUUUUCCGAGAAUUUAUCUUUGACGAUUCUUUGCCAUUUUGUUGUGCCAUUAUUUUUAAAUUUGUGGAAUAUAUAAAAAUUAAUUCCGCAUUAGAUAUAUAGAAUAAUUUUAUUCGGGGGGAAAAAAAAUUAGAAUUUAUAAGAAGUGACAACCGGUGCUACAACUAUUUUCUGAAACUGAAUAUGACAACUGGCGACGCGACACGGUUUACAAGAAUACUUCUCACUGGACCACCGGGAAUUGGAAAAACAACAAUAUGUAAAAAUCUCGUUCCAUUAUUGGAAAAAAAAUAUACAAUUGAUGGAUUUUAUACAGAAGAAUUACGUGAUUCCAAUAAAAUGAGAAUUGGUUUCGAUAUAAUUUCCAUUAAGAAUUCUGAAAUUAGAACUCCCCUUGCUCGUAUUGCGAACACAUUGAAUAAGCAGCAAUUUCAAAAGCAUCGCGUUGGAAAUUAUCACGUUUUUAUAGAAAAUUUCGAAAGCAUUGCAUUACCAACUUUGGAUUCAAAAAUGGAUUUAUUAUUUAUCGAUGAAAUCGGAAAGAUGGAAUUAUUCAGCGAUAAAUUUUUUACCACAGUGAAUAAUUUAUUUUUUAAAGGAGACAAUAGUAGGAAAAAUAUUAUUAUUGCUACAAUUCCUCAAAUGCAUAAAGUUCCACCGCGACAUGUUUCUUUUUUUCAACAAUUUUAUAAAGAUAAUUUUUGUAAAAUUAUUGAUGUUAAUCGUGAAAAUCGAAAUUCAUUACCAGAAGAAAUUUAUGCAAUAAUUUCUAACAUUUCACCAAAAAUUUGAAACAUUCACAAAACUAAAGAUGGCGUUACAAAAAUAUAGCCUAUUUUGAUUGGACAUAUAAGUCAUCAUUAUUGCACUCAUUGGUUAUUUUCAAAUUUACGCGGAAAUAUGCAACCAAUAAGAGAAGGUUAAUUUGGAAAUGCGCCUUAAGGCGUUUACAUGUUUGAGAAAUGCGCAUGCGCCAAUAUGGCGGACUUAGUUGCUCGAUUGCUUACUGCGCAGAGUGUUUUUGUUUGUUUUACAAAAAUUCAAAUAUAUUUCUAUUUUCUUCGUAAAUAUUUGUUUAAAUAGUUAAAUCCUCAGUGAUUAUAUGUGUAUUUAAAUAGUAUGAUUGUAAAAAAAAUUCAAGAAAUUUCAAUGGAUGUCGUGCAAUGAGUUCUUAACACAAAUGUAUAUAUCUUAUGGCAAUUUUUAUAAGGUUAGCUUAUUUUCGUUAACUAUAGUACUUGUUUUAUAAAAGAAAACAUAUUUAAAAUCUGUUUUUAGUUUAUGAAAAUCCUUUAAAAAAUAUUUAUAAAUUUAUUGUCAAAUUUUCGCGUACUUCAUACUUUUUGAGGUUAUAAAAAUCUUUUCAACUUCCGCAUUAUUUUUUUUACUAAAAACCGCAAAAGAUUAAAAUUUUUUUGUAAAAUUUGAAUAAUUAUGUAAUUAUUAUAAAAUAUAAAUAG